This is a messenger RNA of Pochonia chlamydosporia 170, 1923 nucleotides long. Its product is annotated as amidase. NCBI's taxonomy places the organism in Eukaryota, Fungi, Ascomycota, Sordariomycetes, Hypocreales, Clavicipitaceae. The coding region runs from base 1 to 1923 and encodes 640 amino acids. The record is from RefSeq and is a predicted model, not a curated record. The transcript has 9 exons.
AUGGCACUCCCAGAAGCCACCCUAGCUUCAGUAGCUGAAUUGCUCUACUACAUUCCCUCCGCUCCUCUUCUCGCCCUGUCCGGCCGCCAGCACCAGUUAGUUGGAGACGCUGAUGGGAACAAUCGUCCAUUAUCAGGCCACAGCCCGGCGACAUUGUUUGUUCUCGCUUCCACAAGUGAGCUGAAUGCCGGCCACUUGGCCGAUCAAGUUGACAAUUGGCUGAAACACGACGAUGUCUUCGUCUCUGAAUUUUUAAGCUCCGUAUAUCUGCUCGUCACCGAUGCAGAGGGUCCGCGAUUUGACAAUGAAGUCGAAUUGAAAGCUUUACUGAAGACAUGGAGCACCCAAAGAGCGUUCACUCUUACCCCAAGGGACAUUUUACCUUCAGAUUCUAUGACACUCUGCCGCUCUGGCCCAUACUUCUCUUCCUCAGAUGGCCUUCGUCCAGCUUGGCGGCUUUUUGACGACUCAAAUGGCGCCUUUAUGUUUCCUGUAGUACCGAGAAAAGAAAGCUCAAGAACGUUUGCUAUUCCAGGGACAGCUGGUAUUCCGGUACCGAGCCGGCUGUUCUACCAAAGUCCAUCGCCUGCGAAACCGCUCUCGGGCAUGAGAGUUGUCAUCAAGGAUAACAUUGACAUGGCUGGGGUUCCCACAUCCGCCGGAAACAGAGCUUAUCGAGAAUUGUACGGAGUGAAACAUAAGAAUGCCGAGGUCAUUGACCGAUUGCUUGAUGCUGGAGCCGUCAUUAUAGGCCGUGUGAAGACAGUUCAGUUUGCCUCGGGGGGAAAUGCGAGAGAUUGGAUUGACUACCAAGCCCCCUUUAACCCUCGCGAGGAUGGAUAUCAAGACCCAAGCUGUAGCAGUGCUGGAAGUGCAACAGCAAUUUCUGCGUACAGUUGGGUCGAUGUUGCUUUGGGUACAGACACUUUUGGUAGUGUCAUCGGUCCAGCGUCCGAGCAUGGGUUGUUCGGUCUGCGUCCUACGCUAGGCGCAGUUUCUACACGCGGUGUAGUCCCUCAAUCGCGGGAGCUGGACACGGUGGGCUUCUUCACCCGGACUGCGAAGACGGCAACGGCAGCCAUUAAUGCAAUAACAAGCAUAGACAUUACGAAAAGGUUUUGCACGGCCAAAGCACAACUGCUGUAUCCUGUUGACUUCUUUUCAAACUGGCCUAAUGGGUAUCUCUCCACUGUAGAGCCUGUGAUUUUAAAGCUUGAGUCAUUUUUAAAUGUGAAGAGGACCAAAGUUGAUAUUAGAGCUCAGUUUAAGGAAAGAAAGGUUGCAGAUGGCAAAAAAAUAGAAGAUUAUCUCGAAACGACUGUCGCACAUAUUCAACUAUACGAUUGCUACCAUAACUGUCUACCUUUGCUCGAGGAAUACAAGCAGAAGUUCAAUAAGACGGCCUUCGCAGACCCAUACAUACAAUACAAAUGGGCUUUGGGAAAGGCAUUGACAGAGAAUCAGUACCAGGAAGCAAUUCAGCAAAGAGACAUUUUUAGGGACUGGAUGUCUUCUGAAAUUCUUCCUCCCCCAAUUGGGGGCAGGGAUUUUGACACAAUUCUGCUCAUGCCAAAUGGAUAUAUGGAUCCUUUCGAUAGACAUCAGUACGACGGAUCUACCCUUGAGGAAGGUGCUCGCCGAAAGCAAGGUUUUGGCUUCAAAGAUAGCUUCGUAACGGCCCUCCCGGGUUUCCCAUUCUUUAAUGUCCCCGUCGGGCAGUUCCCAUAUAAGUCAUUGGUUAGCAAUCGUACUGAAUUCCUUCCUAUUAAUAUCGCCUUUAUGGGACCAAGAGGUUCGGAGGUGGCAUUAUUGCAGAUUAUCGAGGAGUUCCUUCAAUCAUCGCCAGAACUUCAUAUCACGGUUUAUACUGGGAGCACCCCAUUUCCUUCGCAAAAAGGCAUCACGCCGAAUGUAUCAUUGUAG